Messenger RNA from Propithecus coquereli (Coquerel's sifaka), 2823 nucleotides. RefSeq names its product polymerase (DNA directed) nu (gene POLN). The record is from RefSeq and is a predicted model, not a curated record. Lineage: Eukaryota; Metazoa; Chordata; Mammalia; Primates; Indriidae. Bases 1 to 2700 code for a protein of 899 amino acids. Gene Ontology annotation, molecular function: DNA-directed DNA polymerase activity; DNA binding. The transcript has 24 exons. Gene Ontology annotation, biological process: DNA-templated DNA replication; double-strand break repair.
AUGGAAAAUUAUGAGGCAUUUGUAAGCUUUGAUCUCUCUAAGAUUCCGCUCUCCAGUGUUGCUCAGAAAAUUAUGUCUGCUAUGCAUUCAGAUGAUUUAACGGAUUCUGAGAAUUGGGGAGAGAGUACAAAGACUGCAGAAGUGAUAAACAGAUCCAGUUUUAAGUAUUCAAUACUACUUGAAGAUGGGAAAAAUCAAUCAUUGGAAAAAAAGAAUCUUAAAUCUUUAACAAGCCAGACAUCAAGAGGUUCCACCAAGCCCUCUCCUCAGUCCUCCAAUGUCAGCUGUACACAUCAGCUAUCUACUGAUCAAAACCAGAAGAGCAACAGCUCACUGGCUCUUUCCAGUUGUUUAAUUCCAGAAUGUAAUCGAGAGGCUUCAGUUCUACAGAAAAUGGAACAUAAAAGAAAGAAUGUGCUAGAGGCAAAUGCAAAUAAUGAAAAUAAGGGAAGCAUGAAUCUUAAAAGAAAACAUAUUACAUAUAAUAAUUCAUCAGAGAAAACAAGUAAACAAAUGGCACUGGAACAAGAUGCUGAAGAGAUUGAAGCCUACUUAAAUUCUGGGAACUCAAGAGCAUUUAAAAAACAUUUUUGUGAUAUUCGAUGUUUGGAUGAUUUGGCAAAAAGCCAGCUGAUUGAAAUGCUCAAACAGGCAGCAGCGCUGGUGGUAACUCUGAUGUUUAAGGAUGGUUCAACCCAGCUAAGAGCUGACCAGGCUCCACUUUCCUCUGUUGAAGGAAUUGUCAUGUUACUCAAGAGCCAAGCAGAAGGCAGCUGUGGAGGUGUGGAGGCCCCUGCCUGUGGCAGUGUUCUGGGAGAGGCCUUCCUGUCUGGUGAUCAGUGUAUCUACAUACAAACAGAGCACUCUUCUAUCAGGGGCCAAGAAAAAAGGGCACAUAAUCAAUUUGCCAGGAACGUGUUAUUUCAAACACUGAAAUGUAAAUGCCCUGUUAUUUGUUUUAAUGCUAAGGAUUUUGUGAGAAUAGUGGUGCAGUUUUUUGGUAGUGAUGGCAGUUGGAAGCAUGUUGCUGAUUUUGUAGGGCUAGAUCCCAGAAUUGCAGCUUGGCUUAUAGAUCCUAGUGAUGCCACACCCUCUUUUGAAGAUUUAGUGGCAAAAUACUUUGAGAAAUCUAUUACAGUUAAAGUGGGAAGCACAUAUGGAAAUUCCUCAAGAAACAUAGUGCAUCAGAAUGUACUUGUGAACCUGAGGAUACUCUACAGACUUACGAUGGACCUUUGCUCUAAAUUGAAGGUUUAUGGUUUAUGGCAACUAUUUUGUACUUUGGAGCUUCCUCUGAUACCAAUUUUGGCAGUGAUGGAGAGCCACAGCAUUCAGGUGAAUAAAGAAGCAAUGGAGAGGACGUCAGCACUUCUUGGGGCUCAUCUCAAGGAAUUAGAGCAAGAAGCCCAUUUUGCUGCAGGAGAACAGUUUCUUAUAAGGAGUAAUAAUCAGCUUCGAGAGAUCCUUUUUGGCAAGUUAAAGCUGCACCUGCUGAAUCCAAGAAAGAGUCUUCCCAAAAUGAGGCUACAGAAAUACCCAUCCACAUCAGAAGCUGUGUUAAAUGCUUUGCAAGACCUUCAUCCAUUACCCAAGAUAAUUUUGGAAUACAGGCGGGUCCACAAGAUCAAGUCAACCUAUGUAGAUGGAUUACUGGCUUGCAUGAAAAAGGGCUCCAUCUCCUCUACAUGGAAUCAAACUGGAACUGUGACUGGAAGACUUUCAGCCAAGCAUCCUAAUAUCCAAGGUAUUUCCAAGCACCCAAUUCAAAUUAAGAAACCUCGAAAUUUUAAAGGUAAAGAAGAUGAGAUUCUCACAAUCUCCCCAAGGGCCAUGUUUGUUUCGUCCAAAGGCCACACCUUCCUAGCAGCAGACUUUUCACAGAUUGAAUUACGCGUUCUUGCACAUUUAUCUGGGGAUCCAGAACUUUUGAAGUUAUUCCAGGAAUCUGAAAGAGAUGAUGUGUUUUCUACUCUGACUUCACAGUGGAAGGACAUUCCCGUGGAACACGUGACACACGCAGACAGAGAGCAGACCAAGAAAGUGGUGUACUCGGUGGUCUACGGGGCAGGGAAGGAGCGGCUUGCUGCUUGCCUUGGAGUUACUGUUGAGAAAGCUGCCCAGUUUUUGGCGCGUUUUUUGCAGAAGUAUAAGAAAAUCAAGGACUUUGCCCAAGCAGCUGUUGCCCAGUGUCAGCAGACAGGCUACGUGGUGUCCCUCAUGGGCAGAAGGAGAGCCCUGCCAAGGAUCUGUGCACAUGACCAGCAGUUCCGGGCACAAGCAGAGCGACAGGCCGUGAAUUUCGUGGUGCAAGGCUCAGCCGCCGACCUCUGCAAGAUGGCCAUGGUCCACAUCUUCACUGCAGUGGCCGCCUCCCCGACCUUGACCGCCAGGUUGGUUGCCCAGAUUCAUGAUGAACUGCUGUUUGAAGUGGAAGACUCGCAGGUCCCCAUGUUUGCAGCUCUUGUCCGGGAAACCAUGGAGUCCUUGCAGCAGGUGCGGGCACUGGAGCUGCAGCUGCAGGUGCCCUUAAAGGUGAGCCUGACUGCUGGCCGCUCAUGGGGACACCUGGUGCCACUGCAGGAGGCCCUGGGCCCUCACCGGGGUCCAAGUGGCACUGAGCCUCCCAGCAACAGCCUGGCUACCUCCGUCAGCACCUACCCCCCACCGCCAGCGCAUUUUUCUCCUUCAUUUUGUCUGUAACCCCAGGCAACCGUGGGAAAGGAGAGCUGGUUUCUACCAGCCCAUUGUGUGGCCUUCCCCAAGGUCACCAGCAGUUUUGUACAUUAACCCUUUGGGGGCUGGGGUGGCCCAGUCAUCCCUAGA